CCUGUGUUUCAUCACAGGACAACACGCCCUGAGGUGAGAGGCGUCCCUCUGCUGCACCUGUGUCUCAGUGUCAGGAGACAGAGAGAGACAGAGACAGACUCACACAGGCACUUACAGCACCCGACAGGCUCCAGCUUCCCACACGAUCUGUGAUUUUCAGCACAAAGGCCCCCCCCACCGUCCCAUGAGAGUCAUCACAUCAUGAGAUCACGCGGCCUGUUCCUACUCAUUUACCUUCUGGGAAGCUGCUUUGGGCAAUCAAGCGCUAAUCGAAAUGAAUCGUGCACUUCAGGAGAACCCUUUGUUCCGGGCCAGGAUUCAACCUCACACUUCCUCCGCUGUGUGGGGCUGCCGUCGAACGACACGGGCACGGGCAACGUGCGCAGACUGAAAGACGUGCUGGAGGCGGCGAUGGACCUGUACACCUUCAUGAAGACAAGCAUGACAGGAGUGCCCAUCCUCAGCCUGCAGGGGGCGCUGGAGCUGAAUCUCGAUGCGGACCCCAUGCAGAACGAAGCCCUGGUGCAGAUGUGGCUGGAGGUGAAGAUCAAGCCGCUGCUGAGAUCCAUCACCAAACAAUUCCUGACCUGCCUCAGCACCAAGACCUUCAGCUGCUCCACCUACCAGACUGUGGUGAGGGAGCUCAGCCUCCAUUACUCUGACAUGGAGCCAGUCAGACAGAGGUGGAUCUACAGCUUCUUCAUGUACCCCUUCCUGUCCGGAGACAGAGUCGCUGGUUGUGCGCGUCGGAACGAGAGCAGCGAGGACUGGCUGAUCAAGAAUUUCGGUGCUUUCAGAGGCAUGGCCCGUGUGAAGGAUCUUUCCACUCUCAACCUGGUCUUCAGCGGACUGGAGGUUCUUCAUCUGCUGGGCCCGGCGCAGAAGGCCGAGCUGCUGAUGAUGCCCGGGGUCCAAAGUUUGGACAACGGCACCUUGACGCUGAUCUUCCACAGUUUGCUGACAGGGGGCCCUGGUCCCCCUCACCCUUCUCCCUCUUACCCUCCUCCCACAAUGAGCCCUGGCCACAACUGGACGACCCCUGGGCACAACUGGACGAGCAUUAGCCACAACUGGACGACCCCUGGCCACAACUGGACGAGCCCUGGCCACAACUGGACGACCCCUGGCCACAACUGGACGAGCCCUGGCCACAACUGGACGAGCAUUAGCCACAACUGGACGACCCCUGGCCACAACUGGACGACCCCUGGCCACAACUGGACGAGCCCUGGCCACAACUGGACGAGCUUUAGCCACAACUGGACGACCCCUGGCCACAACUGGAUGAGCCCUGGCCAAUCCUGGACGAGUCCGAGUUUUCCACCCAACUAUUCUCCACAACCGACAUAUACCCCUGUGUCUCCACACCAAGGCAUCAGAGAGGUUGUGAACGGCUUCAUGACGGCUUUCAAACCCAUCGGGAGCUUCGUCCAUGAGUUUGUGUCCUUCACACGUGAGAGAAACGUGUCAGAGAUCAGAAGCACCACUCUGACCCAGUUCCUGCUCAACUGGACUCUGGCUGAGCUGGCAGACAUGUACCGGCCGCACAACGCGUCCGUCCUCCCCGAGCUGCCAGAGUUUGAUGUGACGAACGUGGAGGACUGGUACAAGCAGGUGGUGAUGCCCGUGUUAAGGAGGUUUUUGCCAAACUCUGGGGACAUGAUGCAUCAGAACAUCAAACUUGGCUUCCACCAAUUGUUCUAUCUGGACCAUCAGAACGACAGUGAAACCUCUGAGAUCCAGGAUGUUUGCAGCAUCACCCUGGAUAAGAGCCCUUGUGGGCUGACGAACGCAGUGGAGAACGUGGCCCGCGUGUUACACUGCGUUGCUCGUUCCAACCUGACGAUGACGGAGGAGACGAUCAUGGAGCUGAUCAUCGAACUCACAAAAACUCUGAACUCACUCAUGAAGGAGUUAUCCACAACCGACUUCAACCAGUUGGGCUCGGAUAUUCACAAGAUCUUCUCUGAGGAGGAAUCUCCGUCUAUGACCCAGCAACACCUGCAGGACCCGGAGUUCAUCAAGCUCUGGUUCAAGGUCAAGCUGAUGCCCCUCCUGCCGGCCGUGCCCCCCCCACUCCUCGCCUGCCUCAGCACCAAGAACUUCUCCUGCCCCGUCUUCCAAACCAUUGUCGCAGAACUCAGCAAUUACAUGAGUGUCCUGGAUGCUGAUCCAAUGUACAGUCACACAAUCUAUCACAACUUCAUCUUCCCCACGCUGCUGAAUAAACAGACCUCUGAUCCAAACUGCCUCACAGCCAAUAGCAGCGCAGAGUGGCUGAAGAAGACCUUUGGCUUCUUCUCCAGAUUCGCCUACAUCACUGAUUUCUACAAACUGAACCCAAACUUUGCUGGGCUGGAGGUUCUUCACCUCCUCACACCCACACAAAUAACAGAGAUGCUGCUGGUGCCGCUCAGGACUCCUCCGAGCCAAGAUGUCGUCAUCGACCGAGUGUUUGACUUCCUGAUGGGGUCUCCUGAACAGUUUGCAGGGGUCUUAGAACACCUGCCUCAGCUCGCCAUGAUGGUCAAUACCUCCUGUGAUGUCUUCAAACAAAUUUUUGUGCGACUGUACGAGGCCGUUCCAUCUCUUCCUCCGGACAUCGAGCCGGUCGUCUGGGCCGGAAUAGACCAACUGAUAAGAGUUGCUCCAGAGGAAUGUGUUCCAGCCAACAUCACGUGCCCAGCUACUCUCUUCAAUGCCUCACACUGCAGCCGAGUCAACAGCUCGGAACUGGAGUUUCACUUGAGCACCUCCACCUCUAUGCACGUCUCCUGUAACUUCACCCUGGAGAAAUAUGCAUGUGCCAAGCUGGAGGACUUCACAGCCAAUCAGCUGGUGUCUCUGCUGAAGUGCAGCCUGCCUGGAAACAGCAGCCAUUCCAAAAUGCUGUGGAAGAUGCUGCUCACGAAACUCUCCAAUGUCCUGGACCCAGCUCUGGACCUGCUGGCCAACGAGUCGAUGACCAUGUUGGGUCCGUCAGCUCUGGAGGUGUUGGACGUGAUCGGCGAGAUCCGAGUGUCGCUGCUGACUGACGAGCAGCUGAUGAACAGCACUGAGAUCAGGAAGUGGUUCUCCGGACGCCUGAGCGCCUUCCUGCCGUCUGCGUCUGUGAGGUUCCUGCGCUGCCUGGGCCACAGGAACCUCAGCUGUCAGUCCUACCAGCAGAUACUGCAGGUGUUUAUCCACCAUUUUGAUCACAUGACCCUAAACCAGCAGCACGUGGUCCUGAAGAACUUCAUCCUCCCUCUCCUGUCACAACCACACUCAGGUCCAGGUUGUGUGAACGGCUCCGGAAACAGCACAGAGUGGCUGAAGAAGAACCUCGGCCCAUUUUCCGCGUUCUUGUCUCUCACGGAGCUUCUGGAUCUCAACCCACGCUUCAACCCUAUCGAGGCCCUGCGCCUCCUUACUCCAAAGCAGAGCGCGGAGCUGCUGGUGUCGACUCAUCCUUCGCUCCGGGACAAAGAGCUCAUCAUCAAUCAGCUGUUUGAUUUCCUGACGGAGACUCCUGAGCAAAGCAAAAUUCCAGAGUUCUUGUUCUUCCUCAACAUGUUCCUCCAAAAGGGAAAUCUCUCCUGCUCAUCGUUCAUAACUCUGUUUACCAGAGUGGACAUGGCCUUGACUGAAGUUUCUCCUGAUGUAGCUUCUAACAUCACCUACAGCAAGGUGGUCUUGUCCAAGCACCUUCCACCAGGUUGCAUCAUAUACAGUGGAAAUUGCAGCGUCACUAUAGCAAAUGAAACCGACAUUUGUAGUGGAGUGAACAGCACGGAGCUGCAGCUGCUCCUCUCCAGUGGCAACAUGGGGGGGCGUCUGUGUGACUUCACCGUCGAGGAAUUUGCUUGUGCCUCGCUGUCAGCGCUGACUGCAGAACAUCUGGCUGCGUUGCUGAUGUGCAGCCGCUCGUCAAACUCCAGCGGAUCCCGACCCGUCUGGAAGCUGCUCCUCUCCAAAGCCUCCCACGUGCUCGAUGGAGCUCUGGAUCUUCUCGCCAACAAGACUCUGGACCCCAGAAAUCCUGCGUUAUCACUGGUUCUGGAUUCCAUACGAGAAAUCCGAUUGAACGUCUUAGACAUGAACAGCAUCAACCACCCGGCCUUCGUCCAGCUGUGGUUCGCCCGCCGGCUCCGCCCGCUCCUCUCGGCGGUUUCCCCGGACUUCCUGUCAUGUGUCGUGACGAAGGGACUGAACUGCAGCACCUACCAACGCAUACUGCAGAUUCUGAGUCAGCUCCGGCCCAACAUGACUUUAGCCAGGCAGAGGUCUGUCUACGUGAACUUCAUCAAGGUCUUCCUGACCAGGAACAACACUGAAGACCCGAGCUGCAGCCUCAACACCAACAGCUCAGGAGAAUGGCUGCAGAAGAACCUGGCAGGUUUCUCCGACCUCCUCUCGUUCCCCGAUCUUCAGAUGCUCUACGCCAACUUCUCAGCGCUGGAAGCGUUGCCUCAGCUGACGGUUCUACAGCUGGCACAGAUGUCCUCCACCCCUGGUCAGAUCCGAUCUGCUGCCCAGGUCAACAUGGUGAUGAGUCACGUCCCCAGCCGAGAGCUUGCUGCUUUCUUUGAUACGUUCUCACCUGCUGCCAUGGCCCACGUGAACAUGAUCCCCUCUCCGGUGAGGUCGGCCAUGUUGCAGGUUGUGUUUGAUCGAGCCGACCUCUCCAGCAACUCUGUGAGUGACUCGGCUGUGAUGCCGUGGCUCCUCGUUCGCCUGCCGCCGCUGCUGGUGGGUCUGCUACCGCACCACGUUGCACCGUUCUUCACGAUAAUGAACGGAAGGAACUGCAGCAUCGAGGAGCUGGGAGUCAUGGAACUGAAUUCAACGAUCUCAUCUCUCAGCAAUGAGACGAAGGACGAAAUCCACAGCAGCAUCAUCCAGAUGCUCAGAGGACCAACACCUCUCCGAUGCUACGGCGACAACUACAACCACAGCUACUACAUCUUCCUGGAGAGCAGGUUCAUGGGAUUCCAGUUCCCCAACCUGACCACCUUCCUGUCGCUCAUGCCUCACGACAAAAUGCCACAGUUGUUGAACUCCAUGCCUCCGUCACAUCUGGGCGAUUUCCUCCGUCGUCCUGACACCGUCGACAGUGAUGCGCAGCUCUGCGUCCUCUUCAACAGCUACACCCAGACACUAGAGUUCCUGGAGAAGGAGUCUCUCCCUGCGGCGGUGAGGCGACCCACGCUGCCUUGCGUCUGGCCGAUGGCUCUCAGCAGCUCCAAGAGGUCAGAGGUCAACGCCUGGUUUGACCGAAGCCUCAACAACUACUAUGAAUUCCUCACAAAGACUCUGAUCAGCCCCGACACCACAGACAACGCCACCUGUCUGGCCUUCCAAAAGAUCGUAUCAGUUCUUGGCGACUACAACUACACAGCUGUGGACUUUGUGAGGGGAGACGUGUUCACCAGCAUCAGGUCCUACCUCCACUCAGCGACGGUGCCCAGAUGUUAUAACUCCAGCGACCCGGAGCUGAACUCCACCGCCUGGUUCGCUGACUACAUCGGCUCCUUCGCUCCUUCCCUCACUCUGACCGAUCUGCUGGCGUUCGGAUCACAGCAGGUCCUCCAGGUGUUCACCGUGAACCUGGAGAACAUCGCCCUCUUCAACCACUCGGAGUUUCAGCUCAACUUCACCAGCUACUACGUGGAGCUUGUGUAUCUGCAGGAGAGCAACUUCAACCCCAUACUUUUGCCUCAGGUGUUUCGCUGCGUCGCUCCUGGGGAAGCGUUCACUCAGCUGUCUGAGGAGCUGAGUGUUAUAGUGCUGAGGAACCUGACCGACAUCUGUACAGACCUGGAUCCACAGAUCGCUGCAGCGUUGGCGGGUAACUUUGGUGAUGACCUCGACGCCUCGAACAUCGCUUCCCUGGGGAACGAGGCCAUCGGCCUGUCCAUGGACCAGAUCCACUCGAUCCGUGUGGAGGUCCUGCUCGAGUCGCUGAGCGUCCUCAGCACCGUGAUGGGCUGGAACGAGGGUCAGGCCAGGGCCAUCAUCCAGGCCAUUAUGUUGUCAGGGCAAAUGAAGAUCAACAGCUCCUCGACGCUGAUCAUGCUGGGCUCUCUGGUUGUGGGUUGUCCCACCACAGCGUUCACCAGCAUCAACGCCUCCGAGCUCAUUAUUUCGGGUCAAAAUUCUGCUUUCCUGGGGAACCUGAUGACCGCCCCGCAGAUCGUCCAGCAUGUCUUCGUCACUCAGAUCGUGGGAGUGAACAGCAACAGCGAGGCGAUCAUAGAGAAUGUUCCGGAUGCAAUGGCCACUGAGAUCCCUCCAGUGCAGCUGCUGGGCUUCUCCGGCAAAGACAGCGUUAUCAAAAAGCUCAACGAGAAGAAAUGGAAGAAGCAGCAGGUGGAGUUAUUCUUCAGUGUCAUCGCUGUGGAGACUUCAACUGCGACGCUGGGAGGUGCAAACAAUUUGUCCUCCUCUGUGCUACAAGGGUUCACCUGCACUGGAGUGAGGAGCGUUACAACGGUGCAGAUCAAGAAGCUGAUUAAAGCGUGUCGGAGAAAAGGCAAGAGGAAGGUCAAGCUGGUGGAGACUCAGCUGACGUGCAUGUACAACUACAUUAAAGGCGACUCGGACGCCACCAGCUUCGCCCUCUAUCCCCCGGAUGUGCUUCUGUACUACGAUUACUCUCUGGUGCCACAGGCCAGCUGCAGGUCGUAUUUUGAGGAGCUGGCGGACGCAGACUUCACCGUCUUCUCCUCCGACCUCAGCUACAAACGCACGGCUCUGUUCGAUAACGCCAGGAGCUGCCUGGGUAUAACAACAACAAGUUUGACGAAGGACAACAUAAAAGUGUUGGGAAACAUGUGCUGCAGUGUGGAUGGAUCCUACAUCGAGAACUCGGACCCGUCCAUUUUGGAAAUACUCAAGACCUGCCCGGACCUCACCACUGCUCAGGCCCUUGCAGCUCAGUCCCUGCUGCUGAGCGGGAAAACCCCGUACGGAGAGACGUCAAAAUGGGAUCAACAAACUCUGCAGGACCUCGGCAUGUUACCGCUUUAUAUGACCUCAACUUUCUACGAUAAAUUUGACAAGAAAACGAAGCGCAACUUCUUGAAGUACUUCCUGAAAAUCCUGAAGAGUAACGGAGUGAGCAGAGGGAAGAGGAGGACGAUGAAGAAACAAAUCAGAAAGUCCAACAAAAAGAAGACAAAGCGAUCCAUAGAAUCGGAAUGCACUUCGGGAACGAUCACUCAUGUGACCAUUAGCAAAGAGACGUUCCCCUUCGAUUAUGAGGAUGUGACCCAGUUCAACUGCUGCCUCAGCGCGGCGACUGUUAAAGGAAACCUGGAAGGCCUCACUGAGAAGGUGGACGAUGAGGAGUUCCUCGCCAUCAUUCUCCUCAGGCUGCAUGAGGCGUACGGUGACAACGCCACCAUCCCUGAGGAUCAGGUUCAGAUGUUGGGUCCAGCGUCUCGUGUGGCCACCGUCAGCCACAUAAGCAGGUGGCGCAUCACUGAGGUCGACACGCUGUAUGCUCUGAUGGACUCGUCUGAUGGGGUCUGGGACACGAGCCUGGCCAAGGCCGUCAUCUCCAACUACCUGAGCAACGCAGGGAACGCCCUCGGCAGCGCGGAGCUCAACACCAUCGGAGGAGCCAACCUGUGCGCGCUGGACGUCGACGUUUUGAAGAACAUCUCCACACAAAGCCUAAAAGAAGCCAACGCCCUUGAUGUGUCCACCUGCUCCACAGAGAAGAAGGAGGAACUCUUCACCAUCGCCUUACAAGCGUUCACAACAACCACCCGCUCAACCGCCGUCCCUCUAACCACCUACCAGCUCAUUUCUGCUUAUCUUGGGGGCACUACGCGUGCGUAUAUCCAAACAUUGGUGACCUCCAAUGUCAGCAUGGACCUGCCCACCUUCACCACUCUGAAUGAGAGCAUCGUAACGAGUCUGACCGUUAGUGACGUUCAAGGUCUUCUUGGCAGCAACGUGGCAGAUCUGAAGUCCUAUGAGAACCAAACCGUGGUAAAGGCCUGGACCAGGAGUCGGCUCCAAUCAGACCUUGAUACCUUGUCACUGGGACUUACGGGUGGGAGGGCUACCACCGACACCACGACCACCAACCCUACCACAGCCACCACCGUCUCAAGCAUUGCGUCAACCUCAUCAUCACCAACAUCCUCAGUAGCAACAACCUCAUCUUCACCAACGUCCUCAGUCGCAACAACCUCCUCUUCACCAACGUCCUCAGUAGCUACAACCUCAUCAUUACCAACGUCCUCCGUAGCUACAACCUCAUCAUUACCAACGUCCUCCGUAGCUACAACCUCAUCAUCACCAACGUCCUCAGUAGCUACAACCUCAUCAUCACCAACAUCCUCAGUAGCUACAACCUCAUCUUCACCAACAUCCUCAGUAGCUACAACCUCAUCAUCACCAACAUCCUCAGUAGCUACAACCUCAUCUUCACCAACGUCCUCAGUGGCUACAACCUUAUCAUCAGUUACAUCCUCAGCAGCUACAACCUCAUCAUCAGCAACAUCCUCAGCAGCAACAUCAGCAGCAUCCACCACUGUGCCAGGAACCACCAGCACCACUACAACUUCUGCUACCACCACAGCCCACGGCUCCCGCCUCCGAGCAGACGCUGGCUUCUCCCUCUUCUUCCUCCUGGUGCUCUUCAUCGCUUCUCAGCAAGUUGUGGUGUGAGGAGCCUCCACUGACGCGACUGGUUAUAUGAACUUCACAGACUAGACUGGUUAGGUGAUAAAUAUGAUGAAAUAAUGUUUUUUUUAUCUCUAUUAGAAAUAAAUGAUGAGCCAGCUGAGGUCAUAGAAUGGCUGCAUAUUACGUUACAUUGCUUAAAACACAGUAAAUGUAAAUAAUAUAUUCUAUUCUCAGUAGGGGGAACAUUUGCUCUCAACCGUUUUAUAUGAAUGUACCAGAUCAUUACAUUUACACAUUUUUUACUCUUUUUAUCUUUUUCCCCUGAAACUAAAUUUGUUUUAAUUAUUGAAAUGAAGGUUAAACUAUAUAAAAAAAUGAAGGUGAAAGUUUCUUCUGCCUUUCUUCUGCUGUAUCCUCACUGUUGUGAAUCAAUUUGGAGACAGCACUCUCUUUCCUGUGAGAUUUAUGAGAUUAAUAAUAAAAGACUUAUUAUUUAUCGACGACUUCAAAAACA
This is a messenger RNA of Platichthys flesus (European flounder), 9136 nucleotides long. RefSeq lists its product as uncharacterized. The coding region runs from base 202 to 8664 and encodes 2820 amino acids. Gene Ontology annotation, cellular component: cell surface. The record is from RefSeq and is a predicted model, not a curated record. Lineage: Eukaryota; Metazoa; Chordata; Actinopteri; Pleuronectiformes; Pleuronectidae. Gene Ontology annotation, biological process: cell-matrix adhesion. The transcript has 65 exons.